Epinephelus lanceolatus (giant grouper) is the source of this 3914-nucleotide messenger RNA. RefSeq names its product sigma non-opioid intracellular receptor 1 (gene sigmar1). The record is from RefSeq and is a predicted model, not a curated record. Gene Ontology annotation, cellular component: endoplasmic reticulum. NCBI's taxonomy places the organism in Eukaryota, Metazoa, Chordata, Actinopteri, Perciformes, Serranidae.
AGUUGCCUGUACACCACUCCUCCUCUCCCUAUGGCGUGUUGGGCACUACCUGUCUGCCUCUGUGUGCACGUGUAGUGAAAUUUGCUGCUGUGUCUCUGUCUGUAUCGUUUUGUUUUCAACAUGUCUGUAGUUAAAACGAGUUUAAAGCUGUUCCUGUUCGCCGCAGUCACCGUCCUGGCCGUGCUGCUGCUGCGGCACUGGAUGGCCACCAAGCAGUACGUUUUCAACAAAGAAGACGUCGCCAAAUUAGCCAAACAGUACGCAGGACAGGACCAUGAGCAGGCCUUCUCCAAAGUGGUGGUGGAGCUCAGGAAGAGGUAUCCUGGCCACAUCCUGCCAGACGAGGACCUGCAGUGGGUGUUUGUGAACGCCGGAGGUUGGAUGGGCUCCAUGUGCCUCCUCCACGCCUCGGUCACAGAGUACUUGCUGCUGUUUGGUACUGCAGUGGACACAGGAGGACACUCAGGUCGUUACUGGGCCGAAAUUUCUGACACCAUCAUAUCCGGCACCUUCAGGCAGUGGAAGGAGGGGACAACCAAGAGUGAAAUAUACUACCCAGGUGACACCAUCGUACACAGUGUAGGCGAGGCCACAUCGGUCCAGUGGAGCGCCGGGACAUGGAUGGUGGAGUACGGCCGAGGUUUCAUCCCCUCCACGCUGGGAUUCGCUCUGGCAGACACCCUGUUCAGCACUCAGGACUUCCUUACAUUGUUCUACACCGUACGUGUCUACGUUAAGGGUAUGCUGCUGGAGGCCGGUACACUACUUACAGAGGCCGGAGUUUUCUGAGGCUCGGAGGCCUGCACAGGGACAGUAACAUCAAAAGUUCGCCUCAUCAUCACAAACCAUUUUACCCCGAGACCACUGACAUCUAGCAUGGGGGAAACUCUGUACCAGAUCAUUCAAGUUCAGAUACUAUACCUGGAACUGUAGACAAUCCAAAUUUGCAUCAGUACACUACAUUCAAGUUCUUGCCCCUCGUCAAGGCUGUCUGAAAUAAAGUGUUUGUCGCUUUACCCUGUGACAUCAAACUGCAUCAACAACAGUGCAGCAUAUAUCACUGACGUCUAUAAAGGCUGUACCACUAGACGAGUCCAUCAGUGAUACUCAGCGUCUUACUGUAAACAAUAAGCAUUCCUUGGAAAGCUCAGACUGCCGACAUCGCCAGUGAGGUCUUCAUUAGUUUUUAAAGAUCUGGCUUAAAGAUUGGAGCCCCAGAUACCUUUGUUGCAAGUAGUUUGCCAAAACUGAGAUACGUAUUCUGGAAAUGAGACAGCAUUUGUAAAAACCACAGACAUAUAUACGUAGUGUCAGCCCACUGCAGCUAUACGUCAACAGCGCCGCCAUAUUGGAGAGGUCAAGACCAACCUGUAAACAAAUACAAGUAAACAGGGGAGCUGCAUUUUUUCUGGAUUAAAAAUGAAACAGUGAUUCCAGAGAGAAGCAGACAGAGCGGUCUACAGUGUGUUUGAAGGAUAUAUCCAGGAUGUCAAACUGACUCAGCAGCCAAACUAUAGGCUACAGAUCACAGUGUAAAAGUGAACCACCACAUCACUGCUGAUCGCCACACAAGACAAUGAAUAUAAAGGGAAACUUUGCUGAUAUUGAACCAGCUGUGUGGCAUCGCCGUGUGUGCAGAUGAAUCAUGUUUGGCUUCACCCUGUGCCACUGGAUGGGCAGGGAUAUCCGGAAGAAGUCAUAAACCCCAAAAUAUUGCAAUCAGCUGGGAAAUAUAAACGUUGAGGUGCUUUUUACCCAGAAAAUCUGCAGCUUCCCCUUUUAUUCUCAUUGCCUCUUCAAUAUGGCGGCGCUGUUGACGUACGAUUAGGCAGCCAAUGCGGCAUCUAUGUUUCUAUAUCUAUCGUCAAAAGCCUUUUGAUGAAUAACUCUUUAGCAACCAAUCCAAAAGCUGUUAAUAAAAAGAUUAGUUGUCGACAACACAUUUGGGGACCAAGGAAUCACUUUAAAACAAAUAUGCAACAAUAAUUUGGCUUAAAAAACAAGUACAAAAUAUCUAAUGCAAAGCCAAAGCACAGUAUUUUAUUAGUAAAUACUCAUUUCAUAUUUUCAUGCAUGUGGAUUCUCAGUAAAUGAGGAUCUCUCUGAACAUCUAACUUCUUCAACCAAUAACAGAAACCAGCAUCAAGAAGCAUGUUUGCUCCAAAGAUAAAACCUCUCCUGACAUCCGGCUCCAUGUCUUCACUCACCAUUGAUGAUGUGUUUAUACUAUAUAUUUUUUUGAAAAUGUUGAAAACCUGAGGGGAUCUGGAGAAAGAAAACUGCCAGGAUGAUGUGUGUGCAAUGUCCCACUUUUUUUGGCUCAGUAUGAGUCAUAGUCAGGUUUAUAUACCAGCUCAGUGACAGCAGUGCUUUAAUAAUUACAGAUACUCUGUCAUGAUGUGCGCUUAACUGCUUCAGAGCUACUGUGCAACAGAUUGCAACUUUCACAUUUUUCCUCUCGUCUCACAACUUCAACUUUUUUUAGGCUUAAUGUACAAAGGUUCUGUCAUUGUUUUGUCUUCUCAGAACAUUGGUAGAGGGUUAUCCAUUAAGUACAAUUACAGUUGUAGCCCUGUGAUGACUUCUUCUCAAACUGUGAAGCAGAACAUGUACAGCACAUACUGUAAACACUCUAUGGUGCUGUCAAACACCAACAGAUAUGUUAUUGGGAAAAACUUUGAGAGGGCUUUGAGAGUUUUGGCUUGGGAAAUUGUGAAAAAAGCAGUGUUGUUCUGUACAUCAGACCUGUUGUGUAAAACUGUAAUUGUACACAUUUCAUUCAUUUAUUCAUUCAUUCUUUGAUUUAAUGGGAUGGAUUGAAUUUAUGAAACGUGAUUUAAUUCAAAAACUGUAUCUGAUAUAUUUCAGAGAGGUGUUGCCACGAUACUGGAACUGCUAACAGCACUAUACCCUAAAAAUGUCAACAUUAUUAAUAUUGAUCGAUAUGUAUCAAUAAAAUCAGUAUUUAUGACAACACUAAUCUGAUAUAGUUCAGAGCAGGGGUUCCCAAGUGGUGGGCCAAGGUCCAAAAGUGGGUCGUGGGUUCAUUCUGAAUGGACCACAAAUGACUUGUUAACAUGUCAAGUAAAAACCACACUUUAUUUUGACGUACAGUGAAUUUCCAGCACACAGCUUUUAUUCUGAAGUGCCGUUUCCUGCUGUAGAGUGAGUAACUAUCAGACAGCUACGUGACAGAGACAGCAAACUAGCUCGACGACAUGACAUAACGAAAGUAUGAUGCCGAAUACAUUAACCUGUGUGGACCUUGAACUCUUGACGAAGGAGAAAUCUGGUGGCCGGACCAGUUGGGAACCACUGUCUCAGAGAUUUAUGAGCUUAAACAGACUUGGUACAAUCAUUUUUGAAAAUGUAACUGUAGAGAUAAACUUGAAUAAUAUUGUGCUCUGACUAAGUGAGACCACUUUGCUGCAGUGUCCUCAGCCUCUAAUAAUUGUCUGGAACUUUGCACUAGCCCAACUGGGCAGAAACAUAAUGGUAUCCACAGGCUUCAUCCUCUACAAUCCCACAUUGUAAUACAGUAUAAUGUUGAGAAGAAGUGGCAGAAAGUCAAUGCCUUGUGGAAAUAAUAUUUCACUCAGAAUUGCACUGUACAAGCAAACACUGCUACCAAAUGCAUUGCCUCCUAGUUCAGAUGAAACAGCCUUAUUAUGCCUGAAGCUGGCAAGGAUCAUGUCGGGUUUCUGUGGGAGUGAAAUUAUACUGCACAACCACCCAAACUGGAGUUACUUGGUUUAUACAGCAGCAUCAGUAGCAGUGUGGUCCCAUGGAUGGAUGGCAAAACAUACAAAUGUGUCACUGUACCUUAAACGUUGAUGAGCGAUGUGCAAUUUACUGUAAGGUAAAGAUGAAAACUGACAGUGCCAGAGGAAAUAAAUGUUUUUGAAGGAAAAUGA